Messenger RNA from Biomphalaria glabrata, 5845 nucleotides. RefSeq names its product intraflagellar transport protein 172 homolog. Gene Ontology annotation, cellular component: intraciliary transport particle B; axoneme; ciliary basal body. NCBI's taxonomy places the organism in Eukaryota, Metazoa, Mollusca, Gastropoda, Planorbidae. Gene Ontology annotation, molecular function: protein binding. Gene Ontology annotation, biological process: intraciliary transport. The record is from RefSeq and is a predicted model, not a curated record. The transcript has 49 exons. Bases 128 to 5395 code for a protein of 1755 amino acids.
CGUUGCUAACAUUCCUGCAAGUGCGCGUCUGUGUGAACCUGGAGUUUAACGUUUAAUGUUAUUACUAAGAAUUACUUGAAUUAACUGGGUCCGUUAAAAUUGGACAACCUGAGUCAAUAUAUUUAAGAUGCAGCUGAAACACAUGAAAUCUCUUCUGCCUCCUAUGGAUGGCGCUGCCAAAAUUUGUGCUCUAGCAUUUUCACCCAAUAACCAAAAAUUAGCAGUUUGUACUUCUGACAGAGUUGUUGUGCUGUUUGAUGAGCAAGGAGAAAAACGUGACAAAUUCUCUCUGAAACCUGCAGAUUCAAAAUAUGGCAAGAAAAGUUAUACAGUUAAAGGCUUGGCUUUCUCUAGUGACUCAACCAAGAUUGCCGUGGGACAAACAGAUUAUAUUAUUUAUGUUUACAAAAUAGGAGAUGAAUGGGGAGAAAAGAAAGUCAUCUGUAACAAGUUUGUCCAACAAAGUGCAGUCACAUGUUUAAUCUGGCCACCUGAUCAACCAAUUAUUUAUGGUCUUGCAGAUGGAAAAGUUCGCUCAGCAAACAUUAGAACAAAUAAGUCAUCAACUGUUUACAGUACAGAAUCUUAUGUUGUGUCUCUUACAUGCAAUCCAUCUGGAAAAGGAAUAUUAUCAGGUCAUGCAGAUGGUUCAAUCAUUCGUUACUUUUUUGAUGAUGAGGGUUCAGGUGAUACACAGGGCAAAAUUGCCACUCACCCAUCUCCUCCUUAUGCUCUGGCCUAUUCUCAAAAUGCCAUUGUGGCAGCAGGCUGUGACAAAAGAAUCCUUGCUUAUGGCAGGGAUGGACGUAGUUUCCAGCAGUUCGACUUCAGCCGAGAUGUUGAUGAGCAUGAGUUUACUGUUGCAGUUUGUUCACCCAGUGGACAGAAUGUGGUUAUAGGGAGCUUUGACAAACUGCGGGUUCUGAACUGGAGCCCAAGAAGACAAGUCUGGGAAGAACCAAAACUCAAAGAGAUCCCAAAUCUCUACACAAUCACAGCAUUAGCUUGGAAAAAAGAUGGCUCUAGAGUAGUUGCUGGAACUCUUUGUGGAGGUUUGGAAUUGUUUGACUGUUGCCUUAAAAGAACUUUGUAUAAAAAUAAAUUUGAAAUAACUCAUGUUGGAGUUAGUCAGGCUAUUGUUAGAAAUCUAUCAAACAACACAAAAGUCAUGCUUAAGUCUCAUUAUGGAUAUGAGAUUGAUGAAGUGAGAAUCAUGGGGAAAGACAGAUAUUUAGUGGCCCAUACGUCAGACACACUUCUGCUUGGUGAUAUGCUAACAUCUAGACUGAGUGAAGUCCCUUGGCAAGGCUCAGGAAGUGAAAAGUACUGCUUUGACAAUGAAAAUGUGUGUAUGAUCUUUAAUGCUGGUGAGCUGGCUUUGGUAGAGUAUGGCGCUAAUGAGGUUUUGGGUUGUGUCAGGACAGAAUUCAUGAAUCCACAUCUCAUCAGCGUCAGGCUAAAUGAAAGGAAACAGAAAGGAGUUGAAGACAACAAAAAAAUGGCUUAUCUUCUUGACCUUAAGACUAUUGCCAUUAUUGACAUAAUAUCUGGAUUGAAUGUUGCACAGAUCAGCCAUGACAACAGAGUGGAUUGGUUGGAACUCAAUGAAACAGGACACAAGCUUUUAUUUAGAGACAACAAGCUGAAGCUACAUUUGUAUGAUAUUGAAACCCAACAGAAGACAAGUAUCUUAAACUACUGUUCAUAUGUACAGUGGGUACCAGGAAGUGAUGUGGUUGUGGCACAAAACAGAGGGAACCUAUGUGUUUGGUACAACAUUGAGUCACCAGAAAGAGUGACCAUGGUUCCCAUCAAGGGUGACAUUAUAGAUCUAGAGAGAAAGGAGGGACGUACAGAUGUGUUAGUGAGUGAGGGUGUCAACACUGUAGCCUACACACUGGAUGAAGGACUGAUUGAGUUUGGUACUGCUGUGGAUGACGGAGACUAUGCUAGAGCUGUUGCCUUCUUGGAAACCCUUGAAAUGUCAGCUGAAACUGAAGCUAUGUGGAAGACACUUAGCAAGAUGGCUUUAGAGGAAAAACAACUUCACAUAGCAGAAAGAUGUUUUUCUGCAUUAGGCAAUAUAGCCAAAGCCAGAUAUCUCAAAGAGACAUUAAGAAUAGCAGAGGAAGUUUCCAAACAAGUGGGAGGCGAUGGCUGCCAGCAUUACAAAGUUAGAGCGAGACUUGCUAUAUCUGAAAAGAAGUUUAAAGAAGCAGAGUAUAUUUAUUUAGAAGGAAAUCAUGUGAAUGAAGCAAUAGAGAUGUAUCAAGAAAUGCACAUGUGGGAUGAAGCUAUAGAAGUAGCAGAUGCCAAGAGUCAUCCUGAACUAGAGACUCUCAAAAGAAAUUAUAACCAAUGGCUUAUGGAGACUGGACAAGAAGAGAAAGCAGGGGAGUUGAAAGAAAGAGAAGGAGAUUAUAUGGCUGCCAUUAAUCUUUACAUGAAAUCUGGUCUACCUGCCAGAGCUGCCAGAUUAGCAGCUAGUCGAGAGGAACUAAUGAGCAACUCUGAUUUGAUUGCAAGAAUCGCUGGUGCCCUCAUUAAGGCUGAACUUUAUGACAGAGCUGGAGAUUUGUAUGAGAAAAUUCGAGACUACCAAAGAGCUAUGGAAUGUUUUAAGAAAGGCAAAGAAUAUAGGAGAGCAAUUGAUUUGGCUCGACAUGCCUUCCCAAGUGAAGUAGUGAAAUUAGAAGAAGAAUUUGGUGAUUAUUUGGUAACUCAGAAACAGUUGGAUGCAGCCAUUAACCACUUCAUUGAGGCAGGUGCAACAACAAAAGCUGUGGAGGCAGCUAUCAAUUCCAGACAGUGGGCUAAAGCUGUACAGAUUCUGGAAAUCCAGGACUCAGCAAUGGCUGCCAGAUACUACAAAAAAAUUGGUGAACAUUAUGCUUCCAUUGGAGAAUAUGAGUUAGCAGAAAAAUUCUAUGUUGAAGCUGGGUGUACAAGAGAUGCAGUAGAUAUGUACAAUAAAGCUGGCAAGUGGGAGCAUGCACACAAGCUUGCUGCAACCUACAUGAAAGGUGAGGAUGUCUCCAACUUAUAUAUAGCCCAAGCUAAACAACUGGAGGAGGAAGGAAAGUUUAAAGAGGCAGAGAGACUUUAUGUUGCUGUGGAGGAGCCUGACUUGGCCAUUACUAUGUACAAGAAACAGAGAAUGUAUGUGGACAUGAUACGGCUGGUCAAGUUAUAUCAUGAGAAUCUGGUCACUGAUACACAUUUACAUUUGGCAAAGGAACUGGAAAGUGAAGGAAACUUCAGACAAGCUGAGCAUCACUUUCAAGAAGGAGGAGAUUGGAAGGCAGCAGUCAACAUGUACAGAGCACAAGAUAUGUGGGAUGAAGCUUACAGAGUGGCCAAAUCUCAAGGUGGCCCGCCAGCAGCUAAACAAGUGGCUUACUUGUGGGCUAAAAAUCUGGGUGGUGAUUCAGCAGUAAAACUUUUGAACAAAUUUGGUCUCCUAGAAGCUGCAAUUGAUUAUGCAGCAGAAAACUGUGCUUUUGAUUUUGCUUUUGAAUUGUGCACUAUUGCCAUGAAAGAAAAGUUACCAGAUGUUCAUCUCAAGCAUGCUAUGUAUCUGGAAGAUGAAGGCAAAUUCCAUGAAGCAGAACAAGAGUUUGUUAAAGCCCAGAGGCCUAAAGAGGCUGUCCUCAUGUAUGUACAUAACCAAGACUGGGACUCUGCACAGCGUGUGGCUGAAGCACAUGAUCCAGAUUCUGUAGCUGACGUGUUGGUUGGACAGGCUCGAUUUGCUUUUGAAGAAAAAGAUUACUCUAAGGCUGAAUCCUACUUGUUGAGAGCACAACGCCCAGAGCUUGCUAUAAAAUUUUACAAGGACUCUGGCAUGUGGUCAGAUGCUCUUCGUGUAUGUAAAGAGUAUCUGCCUCAUAAACUUCAACAAUUGCAAGAUGAAUAUGACAGAGAAGCUGUUACUAAAUCUGGCAAUAAGGCACAUAUUGAUGGAGGAGGUGCUGAAGCUAUUGUCAGGCAAGCCAGAGAAUGGGAAUCCUCAGGUGAACACCAGAGAGCAGUAGAGUGUUACCUGAAAGUCACACCUGACAUGGUACCUGAUGUUAAGAUUGUGGAAAAAUGUCUAAUGAAGGCUGGCGAUAUUGCUAUUAAAUUUUUAGAUAACCAAAAAGCUCAAACAGUUGUUCAAGUGGUCGGUCCUAGGCUUGCUGAGAUCAAAUGUUAUUCAACGGCAGCAGAGCUAUAUCUAAGUAUUGAUAUGGUAAAACAAGGUAUAGACAUGUUAAUUACAGCUGGGGACUGGAAUAAAGCAAAAAAAGUGGCUAAAGAAAUGGAUCCUAGAUUUGAAAAUUAUGUUGAUGAAAAGUAUAAAGAGUUCUGUAGGAAUCAAGGCAAGGCAGAAGAUUUGGCAACUGUAGAUGUGAUUGGAGCUCUAGAUAUGUUUGCUGAGAAAGGAGAAUGGAGUAAAUGUAUGCAGAUAGCAGCAGAACAGAAUCCUAAAGUUCAACAGAAGUAUGUGGCCUUGUAUGCUACACAUCUUAUUAAAAGCAAUAACUCAUUGGCAGCACUGGAACUUUAUGUGAAGUAUGGAGCACCAGCUAACUCACAAAAUUAUAACAUAUACAAGAGAAUUUUCAAUGACAUUCUGACAAAAAGGGAAAUGAGCAAACCUGAAGCUUACAGAUCUUGGGCAGAGUUACGUGACAUGCUACAUGAUUUGUGUGAGAACAUUAGUAAGACAUCUGAAGCUAAUGGCCCCCAGCAUGAAGAGUUUGAGAAGAUGUUGCUGAUUGCCCAUUACUACGCCACUAGAUGUGCUGCCCAAGCCCAACCUUCCCUGGAUAGCAUUGCUGGCAAGCUCUCUGUCUCUCUCUUACGUCACACUGACAUUAUCCCUGCCGAUAAAGCUUUCUAUGAAGCUGGAAUGGCUUGCAAGGCUCUAGGCUGGGAAAAUAUGGCAUUUGUAUUUUUGAACAGAUAUUUGGAUAUCAGUGAGGCUAUGGAAGAAGGGACACUGGAUAUGCUUGACCACACUGAUUUUCAAGAAACAGACAUUCCUUUUGAGAUCCCAAUUCCAGAGAAGCCAUUCUUAACUGGAGGUCAACAUGAGGAGGUCAAAGAGUGGGUGUUAGCUGUGUCAAUGGAUCGCCAGGUGGAACAGAUUCUUCCCAAAGAUGAGAGAGGCACAUAUGAAGCUUCUCUAGUUGCAAUGGAAACUGGCAUUAGGGCUCUCCCCUGUGUGGUUACUGGCUACCCUGUAUUGAGGAAUAAAGUGGAGUUUAAAAAUCCAAAUAAAGUAGCUAACAAAGAAGACUGGAAUAAGUUGCUCAUGGCUACCAAAGUGUCUCACAGCUCAGAGCUUCAGGAUGUGCUCAAAUUUAUUGGUACUUGGUGUGGAGCCAAUCCUAACUUCUCUUUCCAGUGAUGCUCUGUUCAUCUUAUGUAACUGUGACCCUUGACCAUUCCAUACUUAUUUUUUUUAAUGUUAUGUUUUUGAUUUGUUAAUCUUUUUAAAAGCUAAGUUGAUCUUAUAUUUUUAUAGCUCAGAAUUUUAUAAUGCCUCUUGUUACUUUGAAAUAUUUUUAGAAUAGUUUUUUGACCAUACAAUCUGGAAUAAUGGAAUCUUUGAGAUAACUUAAUUUAUAAUUGUUUUGUAUUUUCUGUAACUGUGAUGUCAAUGAACUUGUCUUUGACUAAAUGUUCAAUUUGUGUCCUUACAAACAGAUCUGAAACUUGUCUGUGAUAAAUCAAUCCGUCCUAAGCACAAUGACAUUUAAGCUUUGUCAUUGUACAAAUCUUUUGUAAAUAAAAUGAGAUUUUUUUGUUUCUGGGAUCUUUCUGUACAUGCAACCAAUGAAAUAAAACAAGAAUUAUU